Molecule: messenger RNA, 2085 nt
Organism: Paramecium tetraurelia
Lineage: Eukaryota; Ciliophora; Oligohymenophorea; Peniculida; Parameciidae
Exons: 4
Biological process (GO): IMP salvage; AMP metabolic process
Cellular component (GO): cytosol
Molecular function (GO): AMP deaminase activity
Source: RefSeq, a predicted model, not a curated record
AUGAGUGAAUUUUAAAGGAGAUCAAGUUAGAGGUAAGGUUCAAUAGAACCAGAUGCUCAAGGACUAUCUAUUUAAUAUGUUGCUGAAAAUAAAAAUCUAUAAACCUAAUAUCUUGAUCUAAAAUUAGUAAGAGAUGAGACAAAGAAUUAAAAAACUGUAUUUGGUAAUUAAUUCGGUUAUGCUGCUAAAACCAACAGAAGGAUUAGUGACACAGCUGAUGAUGAAAUAAAGGAGGCUUUGGAUUUCGAUAUAUUGCAAAUUAAACCUGGAAAACCAUACAAGGGAGCAAAAACAAAAGAGUCAAGAGAAUCAGCAUCCAAGAUCCUUGAAAUUCUGAAAUUAAGAGACUAUUACUCAUUUGAUGGACAUGAAUAAAGUUAGAUCUCAAGUAAAUUCGUUUAACAUAAUGCAAAAAAUGAACCAUUCAUUAUUUGGAAUAGAAGGGUUGAUGUAUUACCCAUUUUAGAGAAUACUGAAGUUCUACAAGAAAAUGGAAUCAUUUUUACGAAGUCAGGUGAUAUUAUUGAUGUAAUUGUACCAACUAUGUUACAAUUUAUAAGCGAUUUAAUUAAUCUAAUGAAAUGUGUUGGUAAUAAUUCAAUUGCUAGUUUUUGUUACGACAGACUCAAAUUCUUAGAAUAAAAGUUUUAAAUGCAUGAAAUUUUCAACCACUAAAAUGAAUAAUAAGAUUAAAAAAAUAUUAUAAGAAGAGACUUUUAUAAUGUAUUUAAAGUAGACACUCACAUCCAUCAUUCAGCAGCAAUGAGUGCAAAACAUUUGUUGGAAUUCAUAUAAAGGAAAUAUGAAAAAAAUGGUGAUGAUCAUGUAGAUAUCAACAAGGAUGGAACUAAGAUUUGUUUAAAAGAUAUCUUCAAAAAUAUAAGUGUCGAUCCAGUUGAUUUAUCUUUGAAUUCUCUGGAUGUGCAAGCAGACAAAGGAAUCUAUAAAAGGUUUGAUAGAUUUAAUAACAAAUAUAAUCCUUUGGGUACUCCUAAACUAAGAGAGAUAUUCUUGAAAACUGAUAAUUAUAUUAAAGGCAAAUAUCUUGCAGAUUUGACCAAGGAAUUGAUGGAUUAAUUGGAAUAGCAACAAUAUAUUGGAUGCGAAUGGAGAGUAUCCAUAUAUGGAAAAUCUAUGGAGGAAUGGCAUAAGCUGGGAAAAUGGCUUAUAAAGCACAAGCUCUAUUCAUCCAAAGUUAGAUGGAUGAUAUAAAUUCCUAGACUCUAUAGUGUUUAUAAAAAAUCUGGCAUGAUUCAUUGUUUCUAAGAUAUGAUUGAUAAUUUAUUUAGACCAUUGUUUGAUAUUACAAUUAAUCCUACAAUAGAUCCAUUUCUAUAUCAAGCAUUAUUCCAAAUAACAGGUUUUGACACAGUGGAUGAUGAAUCUUUGUAUGAAUACUUUGCAAUUUCAGAUCUAAAAUAGUCUCCUAAGGAUUGGGCUGGAGAUCGUAAUCCACCAUAUACUUAUUGGAUUUAUUAUAUCUACGCAAAUUUAUAUACUCUAAAUGCCUUAAGAAAAUAGAGAGGUCUAAAUACUUUUAAAUUUCGACCUCAUUGUGGAGAAGCUGGUAAUAUUGAUCAUAUAGCCACAGCCUAUCUAGUAUCUGAUGGUAUAAAUCAUGGAUUGGAGUUGUAAAAGUCUCCAGUCUUGGAAUACUUGUUUUAUUUAAAAUAGAUAGGAAUAGCAAUGUCACCUGUUUCAAAUAACAAAUUGUUUUGUCGUUAUUAGAAAUCUCCUUUUUAAAAGUACUUUUAAAUUGGGUUGAAUGUUUGUUUAUCUACAGAUGAUCCCUUGAUAUUACAUCUGACAAAUGAGCCUUUGUUAGAAGAGUAUGCAAUAGCAUCAUAAAUUUUUGAUUUAUCAGCCAUAGAUCAAGCAGAAUUAGCUAGAAAUUCUGUUAGGUAGAGCAGUUUUGAGAAAGAAAUUAAAGAAUUUUGGAUUGGUGAAAAUUAUAAUGAUAGAAUAGCAUAAAAAAAUGCUGAAGAUCGAAAUAAUCUACCAGCCACAAGAUUUAUGUAUAGAAAAGUGACAUUGAAUGAAGAGUUCGAACAUCUUGACAAAUUAAAUUUCUAAGAACUGGUUUGA